Molecule: messenger RNA, 156 nt
Organism: Laccaria bicolor S238N-H82
Lineage: Eukaryota; Fungi; Basidiomycota; Agaricomycetes; Agaricales; Hydnangiaceae
Exons: 2
Coding region: 1-156 (51 amino acids)
Source: RefSeq, a predicted model, not a curated record
AUGUUUCCCACCUUCGAGGACCAAAAUCCGGUCCAUUCGGACACCGAAUGGACCGGAUUUUGGUCCUCGAAGGUGGGAAAAUACUAUAUCACCAUUGUUUCAAAUAUGAGGGAAUCGCCACCUUCAUUUGCGAAAGACCGCGUUUUGUUGUUUUAG